Molecule: messenger RNA, 7314 nt
Organism: Periophthalmus magnuspinnatus
Lineage: Eukaryota; Metazoa; Chordata; Actinopteri; Gobiiformes; Gobiidae
Gene: met
Product: MET proto-oncogene, receptor tyrosine kinase
Exons: 21
Coding region: 211-4428 (1405 amino acids)
Biological process (GO): phagocytosis; cell surface receptor protein tyrosine kinase signaling pathway; nervous system development
Cellular component (GO): signaling receptor complex; membrane
Molecular function (GO): ATP binding; protein binding; transmembrane receptor protein tyrosine kinase activity
Source: RefSeq, a predicted model, not a curated record
AGUGGCACAACGUAACUCCGUGCGUCACUUUACGUGCUGCAAACUGCACAAACACGAGCGAAACUUUGGAUUUAAACUUUUGCGGAUUAUUUUUGGAAGAAAGAGAAGAGAAAAUAUUAAGUUUUUGGAGCGGAAGAAAGAGUUUGACGGGAAUUUAUCGGAAUAUGAUUUGAACUAAGGAGAAGGCUGCUGCUGCUGCUCCGAAACAGGAUGUCUGCCUCUGGUCUGUACCCCUCACUGCUGCUCCUCCUCUGGUCUCUUCUCUCCUCUGCCUCCUCUCAGUGCGACCACUCCUCUGAAAACUCCAAAAUCAACUUAAAUGUGGACUACAAACUUCCCACUUUCACUUCGGAAUUCCCAAUCCAAAACAUGGUCACACUGGACGGAAUCAUUUAUGUCGGUGCUACGAACCGGAUCUACGCCUUGUCGCCAAAUCUCACCAAACUCUCGGAAUACAGCACAGGACCAUUGAGAGCGAACGAAACUUGCAGACUUCAAACACACAAUCCGAACACUAAACUCGACAAUCGGAAUAUUGCCUUGGUAACGGAAAACAUUUACGAUAAAGGAUUGUACAGCUGCGGAUCUGCAGAUAACGGGAUUUGCAGACGGCACGUUUUGUAUGAAGAUGACGAAAUUGGCCCCAAAAUGGUUGAUGAUGAGGUCUACUGUUUUACCGAUAGAGCUAGGCUCCGUAAAGGAGUUGAUUCGGAUGUUGUUGUUAGCGCUUCCGGAUCACAAGUUCUCAACGUAGAAAGCAACCUAAUCAAAUUCUUCGUCGGAAAUUCGGAAAUCCCUGGUAACACAACAACACCAAACACGCACACAAUCUCUGUACGUAAAAUGAAAACUAGCCAAAACGGAUUCACGUUCUUUUCUAGCGGCGCGCACAUGGAUUUGCUAGCAUCUUUACGUGGAAACUACUACUUACGCUACGUUUAUUCCUUCAACAGUGGACCAUUUACGUACUUUCUAACAGUACAACACGUCAGUAAAGAUUCAACAGCUUUCCACACCCGAAUUAUACGAAUGUGCGCAACCGAUUCGGUAAUUAGACGCUACGUGGAGAUGCCACUCCAGUGCAUUAGCACGGACAAACGGCGCAAGCGCUCCACGGAAGACGUUCAAGUUUUUAACAUCCUGCAGGGGGCGUACGUGAGCAAAAUCAAGGAAGACACGGAGUUGCAGAAGCAGCUGAAAGUUGGACCGAAUGACGAUGUGUUGUUUGCUGCGUUUGCCAAAGGGAAACCGGACUCUCCCGAAGCUACGUCAGAUUCGGCGGUCUGUGUCUUCUCUUUAAAUCACAUAAACAACAUGAUCCGGAGGUACAUGCAGAGCUGCAGCACCGUGGAGCCGUACCACUUCACCGGCACCGAUCACAAAUCCUGCUACAACGUGACGUCUUCAGACGAGUGUGACCCUCAUGAGGGCAUGCACGAGGGCAGAGAGAGCACAUAUCGUCUGCAGAUCACACAGUUUCUGCCCAGACUGGAGUACUGGCACCAGGACCUGUCCCACACUCUCCUCACCUCCAUCACCGUGGCAACCGUGCACGCCAGGACGGUGGCCUACCUGGGCACCAGCGACGGUCGCCAUCUACAGAUCCUAUUCUCGCGCUCCUCCUCUCCUCACGUGAACAUCGCUCUGGACUCUGCACCCGUCUCCUCCAGCCUCCUCCUACAGGACCAAGGAAGGCUCCUUGUCGCCACCGGCAACAAGAUCACAUCGGUGCCUCUGAUUGGCCCUGGCUGUGAUCAGCUGACCACAUGUACUUCCUGUUUGCUGUCUUCGAGAGUAACGGAGUGCGGAUGGUGCAACGGGCGCUGUACGAGAUCCAGUCAGUGUUCAUCUGCAGAGUGGAGCCAGGAGUACUGCGCUCCUGUCAUUACUAAGUUCUGGCCGAUCAGCGCCCCCCUUCGCGGCUCCACGUCCCUCACCAUCUGUGGACACAACUUUGGCUUUGAUAAAACCGAAAGCUUCAGGUCGUCCAUGGUCAGUGUGGAGGUGGGAGGAGCCUCCUGCAAACUGGACCGACACGGAGGGUUCAACAGGUGGACAGAGCUGCAGUGUACGCCGGUUUUCAACGGGAAUUUUACGAUAAAAAAUAAAGAUGUAAAAGUGACCAGUGGAACCAAAGUGGCCAAGAUGGAGGGCUUCGCUUUUGGGGAGCCUGUGAUCCAUGAAAUCUUCCCGACAUUUGGGCCUAAAUCUGGGAACACGAUGCUGACGAUCCGAGGAGCGUUCUUAGACUCUGGAAAUAAAAGGGAGGUGACAGUGGGAAAAGGAGCCUGCAAGAUACAAAGCCUGUCGUCGUCGAUGGUAACCUGUAAGACUCCGCCUCAGCCCCUCCCCUCACAGGAAGUGGUCCGGUUCAGCCUGGACUCUGUGGAGCUCAGGGCCCCAAACGUCUUCUCAUACAACCAGGACCCCAUCAUCAACAGCAUCCAGCCCUCCAGGUCCUUUGUGAGUGGCGGCUGCACAGUUUCAGCUCACGGUUUCUUCCUUCAGUCUGGACUUCAGCCUGAGAUGGUCCUCACCACCAGUCACGACCAGCACGUCUUCCAUGUGAGUUGUGUUUAUGGAGAGAACCACACAUCGAUCCAGUGCACGACCCCAUCCCUGGCCAAACUGUCUCUGCAGCCCCCCCUAGUGACCAAAGUGUCCUUUAUCCUGGAUGGAUUCUCCACAGACCAAUGGGACCUGGUCUAUGUGGAAGACCCGCUGUUCCAGGACCCAAAACUCACCUCCAAGGACAACAAGAGCAUAGUGGAGCUGAAGGGUGACCGGAUGGAUCGUGAGGCAAUGAAGUGCCAGGUCCUGACCGUGUCCAACCACAGCUGUGAGAGUCUGACCCUGGUGGGGAACACACUGGAGUGUACUGUGCCCCACGAACUACAGCAGAAGGAGCUGCAGGUCCAGUGGCGUCAGGCGGACUCAAUCAGGUCUCUGGGUGUGGUGACUCUGGCUCAGGAGCAGGACUUCACAGCUCUGGUGGUGGGCUGUGUCUGUGUGUCUGUGCUGCUGCUCGGGCUGGUCUCCCUGCUCCUGUGGAGGAGGAACAAACACAUCGACGAUCUGUCUGAAGUGUGGUACGAUGGCAGAGGGCACAUCCAGCACUUGGACAGACUGGCCAAUGCGCGCAGCGUCAGUCCCACUAACGAGAUGGUGUCCCACGAGUCUGUGGACUACCGCACCACACUGCUCGAUGAUCCAAAUAACGAGCGUCCUGAGUCUUGCCGCGCGGUCCCGGUGUACGGAGGGAGUGGAGAGCUGUUGCACCACCGUGGAGCGAUAGGGGGUGCUAUGGGGCCGGAUGAGUUCAUGUCUCCUCUGCUCUCUGGGGCUCCCGUUCACAUAGACCCGAGCUGUCUGCACCCAGAUCUGCUCCGAGAGGUUCAACAUGUGGUGAUCAGCAGAGACCGGCUCAUACUGCACCUGCACCAAGUCAUAGGGAGAGGACAUUUCGGUUGCGUUUUCCAUGGAACUCUCCUGGAGCCUGAUGGACAGAACCAGCACUGCGCCGUCAAGAGCCUCAACAGGAUCACAGACCUGGAGGAGGUGUCCCAGUUCCUAAAGGAGGGAAUCAUCAUGAAGGACUUCAGUCAUGAGAACGUUCUGUCGCUGCUCGGCAUCUGUCUGCCACCAGAGGGCUCCCCGCUCGUCGUGCUGCCCUACAUGAAACACGGAGACCUGAGGAACUUCAUACGUGACGAGGGACAUAACCCAACAGUGAAGGACCUGGUGGGCUUCGGUCUGCAGGUGGCCGGAGGAAUGGAGUAUCUGGCCUCUAAGAAGUUUGUGCACAGAGAUCUGGCUGCACGAAACUGCAUGUUGGAUGAGAGCUACACGGUGAAGGUGGCAGAUUUUGGUUUGGCUCGAGACGUUUAUGAAAAAGAAUAUUACAGCGUUCACAAUAAGAGCGGAGUGAAGCUGCCUGUGAAGUGGAUGGCCCUGGAGAGUCUGCAGACGCACAAGUUUACACACAAGUCUGACGUGUGGUCGUUUGGCGUGCUGCUGUGGGAGCUGAUGACCAGAGGAGCUCCUCCGUACUCAGACGUCAACUCCUUCGACAUCACAGUGUUUCUAAUGCAGGGACGGAGACUACUACAGCCAGAGUUCUGCCCAGACGCACUGUACACAGUGAUGAUCGAGUGCUGGCAUCCCAAACCGGAGCGUCGUCCUUCCUUCUCCGAGCUCGUGUCCCGGAUCUCCUCCAUCUUCUCGUCCUUCAGCGGCGAACACUACGUCCUCCUCAACACCACCUACGUCAACAUCGACAAGCUCAGUCCCUACCCCUCUCUGCUGCCCCCCUCUGGAGGCGACCACAACUGCACCUCCUCCAACGAUUCCAGCGGGGAGAGCGCGCUACUCAACCUCACCACACAGGGGGCGCUCUUCUGCAACCCCAAGCACCACUGUUACGCUUAAACCGGCGGCGGAGAUGUUAAGAGACUCGUAAUGAGAGACACAGAUGUACAGAUAGUGAAGCGAACACUGCCAUUUUGAACUUUUAUUCCUCAAAACUCAAAAAUGUGAAGUUUUCAGACAGGAUUUAAGAGGAGAAUUCUAAACCUACGCUCAGAAAUAUGAAAUAGCUUUAAGUAAAUGUUUUAUGUCAAAGUUUAUGUUAAAGGUCCUUUAUUACACAAAAAUACAAAAUGGACUAUGUUAUAAUGUUACCUUAUGAAAAACAAACAUGAUGAGGAAACAUUAUAACAUAAAUCAGAAAACAGCGUAAUACGGGCCCUUUAAUCAAAAUUACACGUUUUAAGUAUAUUUGUUUUGGCUCAAGCUCAGACUGCCCUCGGUCCAGCGACGACUGCAGUGUCAGAGGCGUUUUGUUGUGGUUUGACACUCACUCUGCUCAAACUAUAACUAUUCCUUUAUGAAGGGAAAAGGCUGCAGUCGGCGUCCGGUUCCCAGUGGAAAAAAUCAGGAGCUCCUCCAUCAGCACCACCUCUGUGUCACUGAGGGAGUGCUUCUUUUAUAAAUACAGUGGAAAAUACAGCCGAGUGUAGAUUCCAUAGGUUUUUUCAUGUUUUUUGUGUAGGUUUGUUUGCUUUUACCUGGCAACCGUGAACCACCGGACCAGAGCUGAACCGUGUGCAGUCUGAGCCCAGGGUAUUGUGUUUUUCUCUUGUUUUUUUAACUUUUUUAACAAGAUUUUGCCAAUACAUAAGAUUCAAUUAAUAACAUUCAAUCCCAUUCUCUAAAUAAAAUAUGGGAUAAUAUGUUUUAUUUGAAAUCAGUAGCCCAUUUUUGAUCUUUUGUGUUCGGGUCUCAUUCUGCAUAAAUAGAGUCUGGACAAUGUUGAGUUUGCUUAACUCACAAAAGGACAGAAAGAUUAUUGUUGAAGAAAAAAAUGAAAAGAAGCCUUCACUGCCAUUUUAUAUUUUUGAUUUCACAGAGACAAAAGUUAAAAAUGUGAAAUAGACAAGAUUCAGACUUGACUGAUUUGGAAACGUACGGAUCACAUUCUGUAAUAUGGGAGUUUGGACUUUGGAUUUUUUGCUUGAAAUCUGUUUUUAAAAAGAUAAUUGUUGCUUGUGGGUGUAGUUCUUUACUGCUACCUGUUGGUGACGCUGUUCUGGGUCAGUUCAAAGCUACUGUAGUGUAUUACUUUUGUCAAUAGAAGUUUUGUUUUUAAUCUCAAGUCAAGAAAACAUUUACCUACUCCCUGUUGAUCAUUUUGGGGGGAAAAAAUUUCAAACUGUACAAUAUUGUUUUGAUUUUUAUUUUAUUUUAUUUUAUUUUUAUUUACUAGUUUUUGUCCCUGUCCACAGAAAAAUGCACUGUAUAAAUGUGGACUUAAAUUGCACUAAAACUAAAGCAGGCCAAAAAUAAUGAAGAAUCAUAACAGGAGAAGAGCCAAAACAUUAUGACCACAGCCAUUUUGUAAACUGCGUGUGACUCUACUGUACAGACGACUUUCUAAAUGUCCGUUAGUGUAAUGUUGUUUAGGUAAAUUAAUUCAGAUGCCCUCCCUAACACAAACUUAUUUCUGUAUUACAGCCCCUGGUCAUUUGUUUUAAAAUUUGAAAUACAUUUACUGUAAAAUUUGUACAACAUGAAAAAAAUAUCUACAUGAGUUAAUAUGGCUUGAAUAGUUCAGAAUAUUAAUAAAGGUGCACUGUGGAACUUUCCAGGUAAAGGGUCUGCCACCUGCUUGUUUCCAUGGAGAUGUUUUGCCUGGAAUCCAUCUUGCAUUAUUAUAAUUACAGGCAUUACUAAAGCUAAAAAUAAUACCUGCUUGUUUCUGUGGAGAUAUGUUUAAUGCCUUAUUGUGGAACAUUCCAGCCAAUGCCAUAAUAUGUCCAUAUAGACGAGCAGAAAAGUUACACAGUGCUUCUUUAAUAUUGAUAGGAAUGUUACCACAGAAAUUGACAAUGUAAGUUUACUUAAAUUUAAUCCUAGUUUAGACCCAAUUUAGUCCUGAUUUAGUCCUGGUUUAGUCCUGGUUUAGUCCUGGUUUAGUCCUGGUUUAGUCCUGGUUUAGUCCUGGUUUAGACCUGGUGUAGACCUGGUUUAAUCCUGGUUUGGACCUGGUUUGGACCUGGUUUAAUCCUGGUUUGGACCUGGUUUGGACCUGGUUUGAUCCUGCGUUAUUCCAUGCUCUAUAUUCUUUUGUUGCUCUUAUCCUGGUUUGAAUGAGAGCAGAAAAGUUACAUAGUGCUUCUUUAAUACUGAUUUGACUACUUGCGUUAUUAAGUCAACUUUUUUGCUUUCCAUGUAUUUCAAAUUUAAAAUACAUUGAAAACAAAAUUACAAUCAAUGGAACAAGUAAAUACAUUGAAAUUUCAAAAUAAAUAAAAACACUUCAAAAUGACUCAAAAAUAUUACAAUUUUCAAAUAAUUUUAACUCAUGCUGAUAUGUUUUUGUGGUGUAACUGUUGCCAUACACUAUUGUAAUUAACAUGCAAUUUCUUCUGUGUAAAAUAAAUGUGUUUUUGAGCCAUGAGUGAGGGAUCCACUUCAAGGAGGAUGUAACACUUUGGACUGGAAAAUUCUCUUAACUGCUCUAAAAAUGGAACUGUUUCUCUAAAUUUAAUGUUGACGAUGUUCAAGGACUUUCAGAAGAACAUGAACUUGAAGAAAAGACUGAAGCUGGAGCGUGGAACUACUGCAAACUGUAAAUACUGAACCAAACACUGGAGGAAGUGGAGCCCUUUGUAAAUAAAAGCCUGUAUAAACUAUAUGUGUGUUUCAAAAUAAGAGUCCUGUUCUGUCAUAUGUUAUAUAAACAUGUCUGUGAAUAUGAGGUUAGUGCUGUAGAAGUGAAGUACUAUCAAAAUAAAAUAUGUUUUGUAAAAUAAA